Molecule: messenger RNA, 1591 nt
Organism: Larimichthys crocea (large yellow croaker)
Lineage: Eukaryota; Metazoa; Chordata; Actinopteri; Sciaenidae
Gene: mtfr2
Product: mitochondrial fission regulator 2
Exons: 9
Coding region: 262-1290 (342 amino acids)
Biological process (GO): aerobic respiration; mitochondrial fission
Cellular component (GO): mitochondrion
Source: RefSeq, a predicted model, not a curated record
ACUUGCUCUUCGGAUGCUCGAGACGAGCUUAAAGCUGCACGUUCCUCGUAUUUAUCCGCACGUUAAAGUUUCUGUUAUUGAUUCUUUAUGAGGAUUUAGCGCAAAUGUGGCUACAAACUUACAAUUUGACAAGAAAAACGAGUCCACGGUGUUAAAGGAUGUGACUUAGUUGCAUCUGUUCUGUGUUGGCCUCUUAUCAAGUCAGUCAGCAGAAAGAGGAGCUUUGCAGUCAUCAGCUGGUGUGUGGAAAAAGUCCUUCCAAUGUCUUUAGUAGAUGAUAUCCUGGACGUGCUGCGCAUGGUCCUGGAGUACUUUGGAGUGCCUCCAGACAUGCUUGUUCCAGUGUGGGACAGUCAGUUGUGCGGUCAGUACCGCAGCAUUGUGCGGAUGAUUGGGACCAACCUCCCUCUGGCUCCUACACCACGUGUCCACUUUCAGGUCCCUCUACUCACCUAUAGGCCCCAUGUUUAUGUCGACGUCACCGCGGAUACGCCUGCCAUCCCCUCAUUUGCUGACGUCCUGUGGGUGUUUGAGGAUGAGGGCGAGAGCUUUGCCAAGACCAGGAACCACCUGCCCCCGAAGAAGCAAAGUACUGUAAACCGGGAUAUGCUGAGAUACCCUCGAGCGACCCUGAAUCAAGCUCCGAAAGGAGGAAGACCUGUAAAGCAAGCAACUGAUCCGGAAGCCCUGAAGAAGAUCACAGUGCUGGAAAGCGAGCUGCUCAAACUGCGAGCUCAGAUAGCCAUGAUUGUUACUGCCGCCCCAGCCUCAGGUCUGACCGAGGCCCAGAAUGCACCAGGCUCGCCUUUGAUGUCUCCUCCAGCUCACACCUCCACGCCACGCUGUGCUGCUCCCCCACCUCCACCACCCCCACCUCCACCUCCCCCCUGCUCCAGCUCCGCCCCUGAGACUUCGUCCAUAUUAGAGCUGAUACGCCAGCGCAGGAAGAAUGGGAAAGAUCUUGAUGAGGGGCAGCUCAAACCCCAGGACUCUAAAGGAAUCCCAUCGAUGCUGGAUGUUCUUAAGGACUUAAAUCAAGUUAAAUUGCGUUCAGUUGAGAGAUCACCAGGAGGCACACCAAUCAGACGGAGACGCAGUAAAGGAGGUGCAGCAUUGCUUAGCGACCCAGCUGCUCUUAUUGCUGAAGCACUAAAGCGAAAGUUUGCACAGCAUCGCCAUAACAAUUCCUCUGACAAAGAGAAUUCUCUAGAUCUGUCACCAUUCGGCAGUCCAGAAACACCUAAGGUUCCUCUUCAUUUCAGACGCAGUCAGGGUCGCCUACACCUCUGAUCCUCUUUAAUAGUAACUUUUGACCCCCAAAAUGUCAAAAGUCAGACGUCCCUUUCACGUCCCAAUUGCAGCUUCCUCAGAUGUGCCUCACAAACAGAUUACUACUGCAGCUACUGACCUACAUUUCUGUCCUUUUUUUUGUUCUUGUAAGAGUGUUGUCUCACAGUGAAUAGUGUGCUUGUUUUCUCUUUGUUGGGAAGCUUGAAUGUAUAUUUUUGUUACAGCAAUGAACAAGAGUUUUGGUACAGUUGUUUUGUUUUUGUACAGUGGAGUCUUAUGUUUCCAGUCUUAUUCAUACAGU